CUUGUAUUCUGGUCUAAAAGUGGUGAAAGAUCUGAUAUGAUUUGUUCACAGGGGUGUGUAAACUUUUUAUACCCGCUGGAUUUAUCUGUCUAAACUAAACAAGUGGAGAAGUUUCAAUGCAGAAAAACAUAUUCAGCAUGGAUUGUGACUAGGUCCCGCCCACCCCGGGGGAGGAGCCUCGGUGUGCGUAGGGUCUGACGUCAGAAUGUCACUCAAAACCAGGUCGCUGAGCAAACGAGUCUGACAGCCGGGGAGAGAGAGAGAGAGAGAGAGAGAGAGAGAGAGAGAAUGGAACUCCGGAGUCCUUAUAGAGAGACGUGGAGAAGUUAAAUGUGUAGUCAGGGUGAGAGAGAGAGAUCAGUGGAGGUGUGUACAAUCGGAACACACACACACACACACACACACACACACACACACACACAUUACAGCAGUGUUUAAGGAUUCAGCAGUGUGGGACUGAACAGAAACACAGGAUUCCAGCUGAGAGAUACAGAGAUGCAGACGUUUGUGAAAGGGAAGCGAGUGGGCUACUGGCUCAGCGAGAAGAAGAUCAAGAAGUUGAACUUCCAGGUUUUCAUCGACAUGUGCAGGAAGCGGGGCAUUGAGAUGGUUCAGCUGGAUCUCAGCAGGCCGUUGGAGGAUCAGGGCCCGCUGGACGCCAUCAUCCACAAACUGACGGACCACAUCGUGGAAGCUGAUCAGAACGUCAGCGAGGCUCAGAGACUGGUCCAGAGUGUGCAGGAGUACAUCGACGCUCACCCAGGGACCGUGAUCCUGGAUCCUCUUCCUGGUAUCCGCACGCUGCUCGACCGCUUCAAGUCCUACACGCUGAUCCACAAAAUGGAGGAGUGCAUGAAGGAUGAGAGGAUCUGCUCUCCUCCGUUCCUGGUGCUCAGCAGUGGGUGUGGCCCUGACAUGCUAGAGCAGCUGCGUAAGAGAGACAUCACCUUCCCCUUCAUGUGUAAGACUCAGGUAGCGCAUGGUGUGAACUCUCAUGAGAUGGCCAUCAUCUUCAGUGAGGAAGACCUGAAGGAUAUCACACCCCCCUGUGUGGUACAGAGCUUCAUCAACCACAACGCCAUGCUCUACAAGGUGUUCGUUGUGGGUGAGGCGUACAGCGUGGUGGAGAGACCCUCCAUUAGGAACUUCCCCUCUGGACCUACAGACAGAAGAGCGAUAUCCUUUAACAGUCAUCACGUGUCCAAGCCCGAGUCAUCAUCAGACCUCACCUCUCGGGAGAACCUGGAGGGUCAGAGCAGGACGCCUAGUGACGAUGUCAUCCAGAAGAUUUCCAGAUGUUUGAGACAGACUCUUGGUGUGUCGCUGUUUGGGAUUGACAUCAUCAUCAACAACCAGACAGGACAGCACGCCGUCAUCGACAUCAACGCCUUUCCAGGUUAUGAAGGAGUCCCGACGUUCUUCGAUGACCUGCUGACUCACCUGACCAGCAUCCUGCAGGGCCACGCCCCCCUCCGAGCCAACGGCGUGAGCCAGCUGCCCUGCGGUAUGCUGGGAAACGAGAGCGUUGGCUGGAAGAUGGACAGCGAGGUGAUGAAGAAGGGUUCUCAUCAGACUCUGAACUGCUGCAACGCUGAACUGGGUUCCGCCUACCAUCAGCACCGGCGUUCUCCGCUCGCAGCCCACGCCUCCACGCAGUGACCCUGUUUAACCCCUUCCUGACCACUCGCAUCACUUCCUGUAGUGCCUGCACACGUCUAAUGACCAAAGACAUGCUGAUUUAUUUUUGUGUGUGUGUGUGUGUGUGUGUGUGUGUGUGUGUGUGUGUGUGUUAAGGUCGAAGAGGAAAAGAACAAAUCAACAUCCUAGCCAAGUGAUUCAGCUGCUCUGCUUUUUCAGGAACUGGACUUUGUUUACUGUACCGUGCCUUCAGGAUGUGUGAGAGAUCAUUUUAAAGAGAGAGAGGCGGAUAAAGACGAGGGGAUUGUAUCAAUUUAGGCAAAACAGCUGCUUGAGGAGCGCACAGCUCUUUCUCCUCUUUGUGCCUAGGUUACAAGUCAGGACAGAAAAUUGUUUUCACACCUUUUUGGAAAAAACAACAACAACAACAACGACGACGACAGCUCACAUGAUGCACCCACUGUAACCAUGACAACGCUCCCACUAGCUAGACUCCUAGUUAGUAUAGGCUAACUAGCCAUUCAUUACUGUUGUAACAGUAAUAAUAAUAAAAAUUAGAUUUCAUUUUCGGUCGUUAUUGGACCGCGGGUGAGGAGGAGGAAGCGUGUCCGAGCGCUGUAUCUGGAGACAGGAAGCUGCUUGUGCGAAUGCUGUAUAGUCAAAACUGCUGAGUAACAGCAACUCGUCGUUCAUGUUUCUCCUCAUCGCGCAGUCGACGUUUAUAAAUAAACUCAAAUAAAAUAAAACACUCGAACGCAACAAACCUACAAGAAAACCUCCCGCUGAUACAAACACUUCCCUUACGACUCGGCUGCUAGUGACGUUUUAUUUAUCUUUAGCUCGUCUGAACUAGAGUGACGUGUAUUUAAAGAUGAAGCACGCAAACGUUACCUCACGACGCAGAUUCUCAAACGUGCGACUUUUCUGCCGCUUCAGCAGCUGGAGCAGGAUCUUACGUCUCAACGUGAUCUCCACAUGUUCCCCACUGUCACGACUCUGAUCUCAUCAGAAUCGCCGAUUUUAGCGUGAAGCGUGUACGAGUCGACGGUUUCUGCCGCCUUCGAUUUGUACUCGCGGUGUAUUUACAGUAGCGGUAGGGCUCGGCGUCGGCCGCCUAGAGUUCCACAAGCACGAGGACAUCUGAUCUGUGGACUCGACCAACCAGACAGUCGAACACACCCCUCUGUGACGCGCGGCGUUAGCACUGUUGGUUUAAGAUGUGCACUUUGCUAGCUGUUUCAUUUUCUGAGGUAAAAACGGAUAUUAAUGAAAAUUCAAAACCUUUCCGCAAACCACACGAACACGAGCGCUGGAGCCGAGAUUAGUGAGAGAUUAGCGACUCCACAGCAGCAGCGAUAUGAAUUAGCAGCUAGCAGCAGGUGAUGAUGAUGAUGAUGAUGAUAAACCCUCAGUGGUAGCACCUACCUUCAGCGUGUCCUUAAAGAGACACGCUUUAUUGAAUAAAGGAGGUGUAGGAAAGCUCUUUACUUACUUUAAUAACGAUGUUUACGUUGUGCCAAUUUUGUACGUCCUUUAAAUGAAAUGUUUUCUACUGGACUGGAUCAUUUCCUGAGUCCUUGUCCUUACUAACUGCCUGGUUCUAGUCACUCCGGUUUAAAUUAGGAUACUAGUUCGUCUACGGUCUAGGCCACACCCACUUUGGGCUUAACUCCAGAUACAGAUAUGGAUAUUGGGAGCACUUGACAGAGACAGAUCCACUGCGUGGCACUGUGUUACACCGCUACUAUAUACAGUAUACAGAAAUAUGAUUGAAAUCAACUCAGUAUGAAUUAUCUUCAUUUGCACGAAAGGUUUGGGUGAUAAUCUGUGUGUGUGUGUGUGUGUGUGUGUGUGUGUGUGUGUGUGGCGGUGUGGACAAUCAGAACCACCUCUCACACCCUAUCUUUAUUCUUUUAAAUAUGGCUUUAAAAAUGUAAAUAUGAAAAUGGAUAUUUUCACUGUGGGGUUUUAAACACUGGUGUAUAAUUGAGUGUGUGUGAGUGUGUGUGUGUGAUAUUUGUACAUACUGUAAACACUGUCUGUAUUUGUGUAUAUGUUGUUGUGCCACAUUUAAACUACAGAGACGACAUGAUGACGUCACGUUGUGUAGAAAUGGAAUAAAACGGGUGUGGAGAAUAAACAAGGCCAUUGUGAAGGUGUUAGUGGACAGUC
Messenger RNA from Ictalurus furcatus (blue catfish), 3810 nucleotides. It is a transcript of the gene itpk1a, whose product is annotated as inositol-tetrakisphosphate 1-kinase a. Lineage: Eukaryota; Metazoa; Chordata; Actinopteri; Siluriformes; Ictaluridae. Gene Ontology annotation, biological process: inositol trisphosphate metabolic process. Gene Ontology annotation, molecular function: inositol-1,3,4-trisphosphate 6-kinase activity; magnesium ion binding; inositol-1,3,4-trisphosphate 5-kinase activity. The record is from RefSeq and is a predicted model, not a curated record. The transcript is spliced from 11 exons. The coding region runs from base 496 to 1659 and encodes 387 amino acids. Gene Ontology annotation, cellular component: cytoplasm.